CGCCGCCUCCCCCCGCUGCAGGAGGAAGCGGAGAGCUGCCUCUGGGCUCAGGCUGGGAAAGAAACCACCUUCCGACUCCUUUUUCCCACGGAAAGAGCCCGUCCCUCACGCUCGGUGGGGUGCGGGGCCGCGGGCAGGGGCUGCGCUGCACGGCGCGGUCCAUGGGGUGGAUGGCGCUGGUGCUUUUGUGCUGCCUCCUGCGAGCGGCGCCCGCAGCCGCCCGGCGGGGGGAGGAGGGCGGCCGGGAUGCGUGGGAUGGCCGGGAUGCGUGGGAUGCAGGCGGCCGGGAGAAAGAAGCGGCGCUCCGGGAAAGUGCUAAAAGAAUUAGAUUGCUGAAUUCAUCAUCAAAAGAUAAUACAACUGCUUUCUAUGGAAUAAAUCAGUUUUCUUACCUGUUUCCUGAAGAGUUCAAAGCUAUUUACUUAAGAAGCAUACCUCACAAACUUCCCAGAUACAUAAAAGUGCCAAAGGGAAAAGAAAAACCUUUGCCAAAGAAGUUUGACUGGAGGGACAAGAAAGUCAUUGCAGAAGUGAGGAAUCAGCAAACAUGUGGAGGCUGCUGGGCUUUCAGCGUUGUGGGUGGUAUAGAGUCUGCCUAUGCAAUUAAAGGAAAUAACUUGGAAGAGCUCAGCGUACAGCAGGUCAUUGACUGUUCAUACAAUAAUUAUGGCUGCAAUGGAGGAUCCACUGUUAGUGCUUUGAGCUGGCUGAACCAGACAAAAGUAAAGCUUGUGAGAGACUCAGAAUACAGUUUUAAAGCUCAGACAGGACUGUGCCAUUAUUUUGGUCUCUCAGAUUUUGGAGUUUCAAUAACAGGAUUUGCUGCGUAUGACUUCAGUGGUCAGGAGGAAGAAAUGAUGAGGAUGCUUGUUAACUGGGGCCCUUUGGCAGUAACAGUAGAUGCAGUUAGCUGGCAGGAUUAUCUCGGUGGGAUCAUACAGUAUCACUGCUCCAGUGGAAGAGCAAAUCAUGCUGUUCUAAUCACUGGUUUUGACAGAACAGGUAGUAUCCCUUACUGGAUUGUACAGAACUCUUGGGGGCUUACAUGGGGAAUAGAUGGCUAUGUUCAUGUUAAGAUAGGCGGCAAUGUCUGUGGUAUAGCAGAUACAGUUUCAUCAGUAUUUGUUUGAUACUUACUGGUCAGAGACCACAAGUAUUGCGUGGACGCACGCUGUAUAUGUCUUACUUCAAAGCAACAUUUUCUGUAAUAAAAAAAUAGCUGUAAGAGCAAUUCCUGCAGAAAUGGAGACUGGAAGUGUGUGUGUAUCUCCAAAGGAAGCAUUUAAAAAGAUGAGAGUCCAUCUAUGACAAGAUGACACAGCUUUAUCAAU
This is a messenger RNA of Cuculus canorus (common cuckoo), 1331 nucleotides long. It is a transcript of the gene CTSO, whose product is annotated as cathepsin O. The transcript has 8 exons. Gene Ontology annotation, molecular function: cysteine-type endopeptidase activity. Gene Ontology annotation, cellular component: lysosome. Bases 162 to 1130 code for a protein of 322 amino acids. Lineage: Eukaryota; Metazoa; Chordata; Aves; Cuculiformes; Cuculidae. The record is from RefSeq and is a predicted model, not a curated record.